AAAACCUUGGGAACAAAUAGAUAUUCUAGAAGCAACAUUACGAUGUCUUCGAAAUGUCUAUUCCAAUGGUUUCUGUUCUUCUUCUUCUUCUUCUUCAUUCUCUUAACUUCUGCAACUUCAAAAAAAUUUAAUAUACCAAGACUUAGCCCAAUAGGACCAAGAAUUUCUUUAGAAGACCCUGAAAGUUUAUCUGAAUCAUCACUCUCUGAUGAUUUGGAGACAUAUUUCUACAACCAAACACUUGAUCAUUUCAAUUAUAACCCUGAAAGCUACAGUACCUUUCAGCAACGAUAUGUAAUAAAUUCUAAGUACUGGGGCGGUUCUAAUUCUAAUUAUGCACCAAUUUUCGUAUAUUUUGGUGCAGAGGCACCUCUUGAUGGUGAUCUUUCUAUUAUUGGUUUUCUUUCUGAUAAUGCUAUUAAAUUUAAAGCUCUCUUGGUAUAUAUAGAGCACAGGUUUUAUGGGAAGUCAAUCCCAUUUGGUUCACAAGAAGAAGCUGUGAAAAAUGCUAGUGUUCGGGGAUAUUUCAAUUCCGCUCAAGCUCUUGCAGAUUAUGCAGAGAUUAUACUUCAUGUAAAGAAAACCUUUGACGCUGAAAAUUCUCCGGUCAUCGUCAUCGGAGGAUCAUAUGGUGGAAUGCUGGCUUCAUGGUUUCGUCUUAAGUACCCUCACAUAGCACUUGGAGCUUUGGCCUCAUCAGCACCAAUUCUUUACUUUGAUGAUAUCACUCCG
This is a messenger RNA of Jatropha curcas, 732 nucleotides long. RefSeq lists its product as uncharacterized. Gene Ontology annotation, molecular function: dipeptidyl-peptidase activity; serine-type exopeptidase activity. Gene Ontology annotation, biological process: proteolysis. Lineage: Eukaryota; Viridiplantae; Streptophyta; Magnoliopsida; Malpighiales; Euphorbiaceae. The record is from RefSeq and is a predicted model, not a curated record.